CAUAAAGCCCGUUGAGUAUUUAAGGUAGAGGUUUCUGUGAAAGAACCACAGCCAGACCUCAGACGAGACUUUUCUUUGGUUCGGCAAAAUGAAGCAAACUGCAGUUUUUCAGGUAUGUGUGGGGUUUGUGCUCUGUGCACUACAGGCCAUGAUGAUACCUGCUCUUGACUGCUCAGACCAAGGAUCUGAUGUGACUCCCUGUACCAUCUCAGUAGAGAAACUUCUGGACCGUGCCGUUCAACAUGCAGAGCUCAUUUAUCGCAUCUCUGAAGAGUCCAAGAUGCUGUUUGAGGAGAUGUUUAUUCCAUUAUCAGUAAUGAAUUCAUACCUUCAUGAAGGGACCAUGUGUGCACGCAGAAGUGUGCCGGUUCCAGCAUCCAAAAGUGAAAUCCAGCAAAUCUCUGACAAAUGGCUUCUACACUCUGUACUGAUUCUGAUUCAGUUCUGGAUCGAUCCAUUAGCGGAUCUACAGAGAUCUCUGGAGAACUAUGACAAUGUCCCAAGUGUGCUGCUUAACAGAACCAAAUGGUUAUCUACCAAACUCAUGAGCUUAGAACAGGGUAUACUAGUACUUAUCAGACAGCUACUUGGUGAAGGUAGUUUACUGUCGGAGGGCCCUGCCAGUAUGUCUGAUUUUUUGGGGUCUCCUGACAUCUUUGAGUCUGUGAGGAGAGACUACAGUGUCCUCUACUGCUUCAGGAAAGACGCUCACAAGAUAGAAACUUUCCUCAAACUGUUGAAAUGCAGACAGACAGACAAGCAGAACUGCUCCUUCUUCUAGCAUGAAUGUACAACACCAAAAUUCAAAGCACCACUAUUUAAAGAGUUUGGUUCCUAAACAAGAUGACUCAAAAAUGUUGUUUUUGAUUGUGCAUUCCAAUUAAUAUCAAUCAAACUGCAGUUAGUUUGUUUUGAUUUAAGCCUUCAUAACUAAAAAAAAAAAAAAUACAGCUAAGAAACACUAUAAAAACGUGAUAACAUAAUAAUAAACAGAGUUAUCUUGUUUUGGAACCAAACUCUUCAUUUUAAGUUUCAUUUUGCCACAAAGUUUUAUUCUGCACAAUAUUCAAUACAUUAUACAGGAUCUGUUUCCACAUGCUUAUUUAUUUAUCAAUAAAUACCUUAAAACAUGUUUGUUCAAAAGCCAAAUGUGAUUUUGUAUAGGUUAAAUUGCUCAGAAGUGGGACACUGCCUGAUAUGGGACAACUAAGGUCUAGUGUUUGUAGGUCCCCCAAAAAUACAUGAAGUGGCAUCACAAAAAAAUCUCAAAUGUCCAGUCAUACAUGUAGGUGGAGCAAUCAUCAAAGAGCAUGCACAUAUCACA
Messenger RNA from Misgurnus anguillicaudatus (oriental weatherfish), 1324 nucleotides. RefSeq names its product somatolactin beta (gene smtlb). Gene Ontology annotation, biological process: response to nutrient levels; positive regulation of tyrosine phosphorylation of STAT protein; animal organ development. Gene Ontology annotation, molecular function: growth hormone activity; growth hormone receptor binding. Lineage: Eukaryota; Metazoa; Chordata; Actinopteri; Cypriniformes; Cobitidae. Gene Ontology annotation, cellular component: extracellular region. The record is from RefSeq and is a predicted model, not a curated record.